This is a messenger RNA of Rotaria sordida, 594 nucleotides long. The record is from the annotation of a GenBank genome assembly. NCBI's taxonomy places the organism in Eukaryota, Metazoa, Rotifera, Eurotatoria, Philodinida, Philodinidae.
AUGCCGAAAUUUACUUAUUCAACGAACAAAAAUUAUAAUCAACGUGCAUCAUCACGUUAUUCGAACGAAUCAUCAUAUUAUUUUAUUCAUCGUGAAACUACAAUUGAUAUUCUUAAUGAAUUAAUUAAUUAUGCUAUAGUAGCAACACAUUAUACAUUAGAUACAGAAGAUCAAUUACAACCUCGACGUAAACUAUCAAAAGGUACACCGAUCCAAAUCCAAUUUGUAUGUGAAAAUCAUCCGUCGAUCAUUAUACUCAUUGAAACAUUAUAUUUACCUGAUGAAAGCUCACCCAUAUUUGAGAAAAUUAAAAAACUUUGUCGAACCGUUUCCUCCAACAAACAUCGUAUAUUUGCAUGGGGCGAUGUUGAACAACAAUUAUUAAAAUUUUACCAAUAUAAUUUAUUUAAUGAAGAUGGUAUUAAACAAAUUAAACCAAAACACAUACAAGACAAGUUUAAAGAAUGGUAUCAUGAAAAUCAUUCAUCAUCACUCUAUGUACGGAUCAAAGCCAAUGAACCAUAUUCAUUAGAAAUGGCUAUUUAUUUAACAUUUAAUCAAUGGUUCGACAAAAGAAUGACCCUUGCUAAUUGA